AUGUCUGAUGGAGAGAAAGCCCGUACCUCUGGCGAGGUCCCGCGCCCAGAGCAGACCUUGCCCACCGUCAACCCGGCCGCUGAGAAGGCUGAGCCUCCCAAGGCUUCCCUGCACCCGGCCUUUUACGUGACUGCCUGGAUCGCCCUCAGUUCCAGCGUCAUUCUGUUCAACAAGCAGAUCUUGGCGAACGAGGCUGCUCCGUUUGCCUACCCUAUUUUCUUGACAACAUGGCACUUGACCUUCGCCACCAUCAUGACCCAGAUCCUCGCUCGCACCACCACCCUGCUCGACGGCCGCAAGACUGUCAAGAUGACUGGCCGCGUCUACCUGCGUGCCAUUGUCCCCAUCGGUCUCUUCUUCAGUUUGUCUCUGAUCUGCGGUAACGUUACCUACCUGUACCUGAGUGUCGCCUUUAUCCAAAUGCUCAAGGCUACCACCCCCGUUGCCGUCUUGCUCGCCACCUGGGGUCUCGGAAUCUCUCCCGUCAACCUGAAGGUCCUCAUGAACGUCUCUGCCAUCGUCGUCGGUGUCGUCAUUGCUUCCUUUGGUGAGAUCAGGUUUGUCUUGAUCGGUUUCCUCUUCCAGAUCGGUGGUAUCAUCUUCGAGGCCAUUCGCUUGGUCAUGGUCCAGCGCUUGUUGAGCUCUGCCGAAUUUAAGAUGGACCCCCUCGUCUCCCUCUACUACUUUGCCCCUGUCUGUGCUGUCAUGAACGGAGUCACCACCCUGUUCAUCGAGGCCCCCAAGAUGUCCAUGACUGAUAUCUACAACGUCGGUCUCAUCACUCUCCUCGCCAACGCCGUGGUUGCAUUCUUGCUCAACGUCUCUGUUGUGUUCUUGAUUGGCAAGACUUCCUCCCUGGUCAUGACCCUCUGUGGUGUCCUGAAGGAUAUCCUUCUGGUUGCCGCCUCCAUGGCCAUCUGGCACACCCCCGUCACCCCUCUCCAGUUCUUCGGCUACUCGAUUGCUCUCGGUGGACUUGUCUACUACAAGCUUGGUGGCGACAAGAUCAAGGAGUACACCAGCCAUGCCAACCGCUCUUGGGCUGAGUACGGAUCUACCAACCCUGGCCAACGCCGUGUCGUUGUCAUUGCUGCUGUUGUUCUCGGUUUCUUCCUCUUUGUUGGAGCUCUUGCCCCUAGCUACGCUCCCGAGUCGGUUGACCGUGUUCGCGGUGCUCUGGGCGGUGCCACCGCCGGCAAUGCUUAA
Molecule: messenger RNA, 1206 nt
Organism: Talaromyces rugulosus
Lineage: Eukaryota; Fungi; Ascomycota; Eurotiomycetes; Eurotiales; Trichocomaceae
Exons: 5
Coding region: 1-1206 (401 amino acids)
Cellular component (GO): trans-Golgi network; Golgi apparatus; endosome
Molecular function (GO): antiporter activity
Source: RefSeq, a predicted model, not a curated record